AGGGGGUCGCCAAGCGUCGGCUGCCGCCCUCGCCAGCAAGUUGGGCUCCCAAGCGCAGCACCCCAGACCGACUCAGCCCAUCGCGCCGAUGGAGAACAUCAAAGAGAUGCAGCAAAAGCUGAAGGAGGAAAAAGAGGCCAAGCGUGCUCACCUGGAUGGCAGGCAUGAUUAUAUCCUGUCGAUUGUUGCUUCCUGCGUGGAUUUAGAGAAGGCUGAAGUGGAAGAUGCAAUCCUUGAAGGAAAUCAGAUAGAGCGUAUUGAUAAAUUCUUCAUUGCUGGCGGCUUUCGUCACGUCAUGUUCUACUAUCAAGAGAUGGAAGCAACGGAAACAGGACAUGGAGGCUCUACGGCAGCUAUCCCUCACUCAGCUAAGAGCAAAGGGCCUAAAUUAUUUGUGACGGAAGGCAAGGAUGUUGCUUUAACUGGCAUAUGCGUUUUCUUCAUCAGAACUAACCCAUCCAAACCAAUCACUGUGGAAAAUAUUAAUCGCGAAGUGGCUUUCAAUAUGAUGGAUACAGCUCAUGGGGGUUUACUGAACAGUGUACAACAGUUGCUGUCUGAUAUCUUCAUCCCAGCUCUGAAGACAAUGAACUAUGGCUGGGGAGAGUCGAGUGGACCACAGAAAGGCGCUAACAUCAAGCAGGACUUCAUUGCUUCUCUAGAGGGAUUUGUUAGUGUCCUUUCGGGGGCUCAGCAGAGCCUGAUGGAGAAGGUGAAUCUGAAGAAGUGUGAAACCUAUGAUCUGAAAACCCUCAAGGGACCCACAGACUACCUGGUGGCGUCGAAUAGUACGGAGACUCUGGAACGGAUAGAGGCCUGCAUGAAAGUGUGGAUUAAGCAAAUUGAACAGGUCAUUGCGGAAAAUAGCCAACUGCGGAAGGAAGCAGAUGAUCUGGGGCCACGAGCAGAGCUGGAUCACUGGAAGAAACGUCUGUCCAAGUUUAAUUACCUGGUGGACCAGCUGAAGACCUCAGAUGUAAAAGCGGUGCUUGGAGUGCUUACAGCUGCUAAAUCGAAACUUCUGAAGAGUUGGCGAGAGCUGGACACUCGGAUCACAGAUGCAGCAAAUGAAGCCAAAGAUAAUGUGAAGUAUCUGUAUACGCUUGAGAAAUGUUGUGACCCGCUAUACAACAGUGACCCUGUGACGAUGGUAGAUGCUAUUCCAGGACUCAUACAUGCUAUCAAAAUGAUCCACAGUAUCUCACGCUAUUAUAACACCUCGGAGAAGAUAACGUCUUUGUUUGUGAAAGUUACAAAUCAAAUGAUAACUGCCUGCAAAGCUUAUAUCACCAAUAAUAACACUGCAACCAUCUGGGAUCAGCCACAAGAUGUAGUUCUGGAAAAAAUACAGGCCGCUAUACGACUUAAGCAGGAGUACCAGAACUGUUUCCACAAGACCAAACAAAAACUGGAACAGAGUCCUUCCGAGCGCCAGUUUGAUUUCAGUGAGAUGUAUAUCUUUGGAAAAUUUGAAACCUUUCACCGCCGCCUACUUAAGAUUAUGCACAUCUUCGAUACCAUCACAACCUACUCAGUUUUGCAAGACUCCAAGAUGGAAGGACUAGAAGUGAUGGCCACUAAAUAUCAGAGUAUUGUUGCCACCAUGAAGAAAAAGCAGUACAACUUUUUAGAUCAGAGGAAAACUGAUUUUGAUCAAGACUAUGAAGAGUUCUGCAAGCAAACAGAUGAUCUUCAUCAACAAUUACAGGCAUUUAUGGAUAUUACCUUUGAAAAGAUUACAAACACCGAAAGAGCCCUUAGUAUGCUGACAAAGUUCGAAAGACUAGGAAUUCCUAACCUUGGCAUUGAUGAGAAAUACAAGAUAAUCCUUCAAAACUAUGGUCACGACAUCGAGAUGGUCUCUAAGCUGUACUCCAAGCAAAAGAACGACCCACCGCUGGGGCGCAACCUUCCUCCCAUGGCUGGUAAGAUCUUGUGGGCUCGGCAGCUGUUCCACAGGAUCCAGGAACCCAUGGAUCUCUUCCAGAAGCACCCCCUCGUUUUGCAGACAGCAGAAGCCAAGUCCAUAAUCCGGAACUACAACAGGGUGGCCAAAGUCCUUCUGGAGUUUGAGGUUGUCUACCACAGGGGGUGGCUUCAACAGGUCCACCUAACUAGAGCCGGGCUUCAGGCCUCGUUAUUGGUGAAAGCUCCAGAGCCAGGAGAGAUAUUUGUCAAUUUUGACCCAGAGAUUCUCACCUUAAUAAGGGAAACAGAGUGCAUGUCACGCAUGGGACUAGACAUUCCACCCUUUGCUGUUGCACUUCAACAGAAACGUGACUCCUACAAACAGAACUUCAAUAAGCUGCAGAUGAUGCUGGCAGAGUACAAGAGAGUGAAAUCAAAAAUCCAAACUCCACUUCAUGUGCUAAUGGCUCCUCAUUUGGCGAAAGUGGAUGAUGCUAUCCAGCCUGGUUUGACCACACUGACCUGGACAUCCCUGAAUAUUGAGAAGUACUUACAGAAUAUUUUGGAUAAGCUUGCUGACCUUGAGCUGCUGCUUGAUCGAGUAAAUGACCUAAUAGAAUUUCGUAUCAAUGCUGUUCUUCAAGAAAUGAGCACUGUGCCCCUUUGCAAUCUCCCUGAAGACGAUCCACUGACCUGCGAGCAAUUCCUUCACAUGACAAAGGAACUCUGUACGAAAGGAGCAUGCACUUUGCACCUGAAAAGCUCAUUGGUGGAGGAAGCAGCGAACGAGCUUAUCAACAUGUUACUGGACACGGAGGGGCAAAACAGAGGGGAUUCUGGGAAUAAGAUUCUGAGUGGAAGCAGCAAUGAGGAAAUGCACGAAGGAACGGAGGAGGACGGGCCAUCGGACCCCUUAGCAUCCUCGCACACAGCUAGCCAGAUGUCUGCAGGCUUGUCUUCCCCCUUGACCAAGAAGAAGAAGAGGGAGAUGGAAAUGCUAGAGGAAGAAGCCCAAGAGCUGCUGUCCCAUUUCAACCACCGCAACGUGGAUGCUCUUCUGAAAGUUACUCGCAACACCCUGGAGGCCAUGCGAAGGCGCAUCCAAGCCUCUUCUAUGUUCAGCUUCUUAGAUAAGGAGAGUGCCUCCAAGCAGAGACAGAGUGCUCAGCCCGUCUUUAAGGCUAGUGUUAUCCUUUCCAUUCCAAAUUUUGCUAUGAUGCCCGCACUUGAGGAAGUACAGCAAGCGCUCAACAAAGCUGUGGACUGCAUUGUAAGCGUCAUGAAAGGAGUUGGCCAGUGGAGCAAAGAGAGGCUAUCCAAGCAAAAGAUGCUAGAAAGUAAAAUGGCUGCUUUGCGAAAUGAAGGAGACAGCGAUUCUGAGACUGAAAUGAGACAAACUGAAGUUGGAAAUAUCCUUGACACUGCUUCAGAUACAGCCUCUCUGAUCUUGCCUUCUCCUGUCCAAAACAAGAACUACUACAAAAGCAUUUCAGAGAAUAAGGAAAUAAUUAAGCUGAUGUCUGUUCUUAGCACAUCUAUCAAUUCCACCAAAAGGGAAGUCCUUGCAGCCUUGGAGCGCUUCAGAUGUUACCAUCACAUCUGGCAGAGAGAGAAAGAGGAAACCAUUGAAAACUUCACCAAAGGAAGCCCUUUGCUCUCUGAAUUUGAAUCCCAAAUUCUAUAUUACAGAGACUUAGAACUCGAAAUUAACUCUGAGCCUGAAUACAUAUGCGUGGGAACAGUUGCGCUAUUUACUGCGGAUCUGAAAUUGGCCCUAACAACAGAAACCAAGGCUUGGAUGGUUGCAUUUGGACGCCACUGUAACAAGAAGUACAGGACAGAGAUGGAAAACAUAUUUACCUUUGUAGAGGAAAUUGGCAAGAAACUGAACCGUCCGAUUAAAGACUUGGAUGACAUAAGGAUAGCAAUGGCUGCCUUAAAAGAGAUCCGAGAGCAACAGAUCCCCAUAGACUUCCAAGUGGGACCAAUUGAGGAGUCCUAUGCAAUGUUAAACAAGUAUGAGCUCUUGGUGGCAAAGGAAGAGAUGGAAAAGGUGGAUACAUUGCGUUAUACCUGGGAGAAAGUACUGGUUCGAGGAAAUGAAGUGCAGAAUGAAUUAGUAGCAUUGCAACCCAAAUUCAGAGGGGAGCUCAUAAGCACGGUGGAGAUAUUUGUGGAAGACUGUGAUCAGUACUACUUGGAUUAUGAGAAGAAUGGUCCCAUGGUGACUGGUAUUGAACCUCAGGAAGCUAGUGACAGACUCAUCAUGUUCCAGAACCGAUUUGACAACCUUUAUCGGAAAUACAUCACCUACACUGGGGGCGAAGAGCUUUUUGGUUUGCCCGUGACGCAGUACCCCCAGCUUCUGGAAAUCAAGAAGCAGCUGAACUUGUUGCAGAAGCUUUAUAGCCUGUACAACAAUAUCAUUGAAACAGUAAAUGGCUAUUACGAUAUCCUCUGGUCAGAAGUGAACAUUGAGAAGAUCAAUAACGAACUCCUUGAGUUUCAGAACAGGUGCCGCAAGCUGCCUCGAGCUUUGAAGGAGUGGCAAGCAUUUCUGGACCUUAAGAAAACAAUUGACGACUUCAAUGAAUGUUGUCCUUUGCUUGAUCUGAUGUCUAAUAAAGCCAUGAUGGCGCGUCACUGGAAGCGCAUCACCGACCUCACUGAUCACAGUUUCGAUGUUGAAAAUGAGUCGUUCAAACUGAGAAACAUCAUGGAAGCACCCUUGUUGAAAUAUAAAGAGGAAAUUGAGGAUAUCUGCAUCAGUGCAGUAAAGGAGAGAGACAUUGAACAGAAGCUGAAGCAAGUGAUUGCAGAGUGGGACAACAAAACAUUUACUUUUGCUAACUUUAAAACUCGCGGGGAGCUGCUCUUGAGGGGAGACAGCACUUCCGAAACCAUUGCAAGCAUGGAGGACAGCUUGAUGAUUUUGGGUUCCCUAAUGAGCAACAGGUACAACACACCAUUCAAAGCUCAAAUACAAAAAUGGGUACAAUACCUCUCUAACACUACUGAUAUCAUUGAGAAUUGGAUGACCGUGCAGAAUUUGUGGAUAUAUCUAGAGGCUGUCUUUGUAGGCGGAGACAUUGCCAAACAGCUCCCAAAGGAAGCAAAGCGUUUCUCCAACAUUGACAAAUCUUGGGUGAAGAUUAUGACGCGAGCCCACGAAAUACCCAAUGUGGUCCAGUGCUGUGUUGGAGAUGAAACCAUGGGACAGCUCCUGCCUCAUUUGUUGGAUCAGCUGGAAAUUUGUCAAAAGUCUCUUACAGGGUACCUGGAGAAAAAGCGGCUUUCAUUUCCCCGUUUCUUCUUUGUGUCAGACCCUGCCCUGCUGGAAAUCCUGGGCCAGGCUUCGGAUUCUCACACAAUACAGGCCCACUUGCUCAAUGUCUUUGAUAACAUCAAGUCUGUGAAAUUUCACGAAAAGGUUUAUGAUCGGAUCCUUUCAAUUUCCUCUCGAGAAGGUGAGACAAUUGAGCUGGAAAAGCCCGUCAUGGCAGAAGGUAAUGUGGAGGUUUGGCUCAAUUCCCUCUUAAAGGAGUCCCAGGGCUCUUUACAUCUCGUGAUUCGGCAAGCAGCUGCAAGCAUCCAGGAAGCGGACUUCCAACUAAUUGACUUUCUUUCUUCCUACCCUGCCCAGGUUGGCUUGUUGGGAAUUCAAAUGAUCUGGACCAGAGACGCUGAAGAAGCGUUGACCAACGCAAAGUACGACAAGAAAAUAAUGCCAAAAACGAACCAGUUUUUCCUGGACCUCUUGAAUACUCUGAUAGACAUGACGACAAAGGACCUGAGCCCCAUAGAACGCAUCAAAUAUGAGACACUGAUCACAAUUCAUGUGCAUCAACGGGAUAUAUUUGACGACCUGUGCCGUAUGCAUAUCAAGAAUCCCACAGACUUUGAGUGGCUGAAGCAAUGCAGAUUUUAUUUCAAUGAAGAUGCGGACAAGAUGAUGAUUAACAUCACGGAUGUGGCCUUCACGUAUCAGAAUGAAUUUCUGGGCUGCACAGACAGGCUUGUCAUCACCCCUCUCACAGACAGGUGUUACAUCACGUUGGCGCAAGCCUUAGGUAUGAGCAUGGGGGGAGCGCCAGCUGGUCCCGCAGGAACUGGCAAAACAGAAACAACGAAAGACAUGGGGAGAUGCCUUGGAAAAUACGUUGUGGUCUUCAAUUGCUCUGACCAGAUGGAUUUUCGAGGACUGGGAAGAAUCUUUAAAGGUCUUGCUCAGUCUGGAUCCUGGGGUUGCUUUGAUGAGUUUAACCGCAUUGACUUACCGGUGUUGUCCGUCGCCGCACAGCAAAUUGCAAUUGUUCUGACAUGCAAGAAGGAGCGCAAGAAGAGCUUCAUUUUUACAGAUGGCGACAGCGUGGAAAUGAAUCCCGAAUUCGGACUCUUUUUGACAAUGAACCCUGGGUAUGCGGGCCGUCAAGAGCUUCCUGAAAACCUGAAGAUCAACUUCCGUUCGGUGGCGAUGAUGGUUCCGGACCGGCAGAUCAUCAUCCGUGUCAAGCUAGCUAGCUGCGGCUUCAUUGACAACAUUGUGCUUGCGAGGAAGUUCUUUACUCUGUACAAACUCUGCGAGGAACAAUUAUCUAAGCAGGUACAUUAUGACUUUGGACUGAGGAACAUAUUGUCAGUGUUGCGGACCUUGGGAGCUGCCAAAAGGUCAAACCCUGAUGACACAGAAUCCACUAUCGUCAUGCGUGUGUUGAGAGACAUGAAUCUUUCUAAGCUGAUCGAUGAAGACGAGCCCUUAUUUCUGAGCCUGAUUGAAGACCUUUUCCCAAGUAUUCAACUUGACAAGGCAGGCUAUCCAGAGCUCGAAGCUGCUAUUAGCAAACAGGUUGAAGAGGCUGGCUUAAUUAACCACCCCCCGUGGAGACUGAAAGUUAUCCAGCUGUUUGAGACGCAAAGGGUGAGGCAUGGCAUGAUGGCUCUGGGUCCCAGUGGUGCAGGGAAAACAACAUGCAUCCACACACUGAUGAAAUCUAUGACAGACUGUGGGCAGCCUCAUCGUGAAAUGAGAAUGAAUCCUAAGGCCAUCACUGCACCACAGAUGUUUGGACGCCUCGAUGUUGCAACCAAUGACUGGACAGAUGGGAUUUUUUCCACUCUUUGGAGGAAAACGUUGAGAGCUAAGAAAGGGGAACACAUUUGGAUAGUUCUUGAUGGUCCCGUUGAUGCAAUUUGGAUUGAGAACCUGAACUCGGUGCUUGACGAUAACAAAACAUUAACGCUUGCUAAUGGAGAUCGGAUUCCUAUGGCGCCAAACUGUAAAAUUGUCUUCGAGCCUCAUAAUAUUGACAACGCUUCUCCUGCCACUGUGUCGAGGAAUGGCAUGGUGUUUAUGAGCUCCUCGGUUCUCAACUGGAGCCCUAUUCUUGAGGGCUUCCUGAAGAAACGCUCUACACAGGAAGCUGACGUUUUGCGUCAUCUGUACACAGUGUCUUUCCCAGAACUCUACCGGUAUAGCAUCCAGUCUUUAGAAUACAAGAUAGAGAUGCUGGAAGCCUUUGUGAUAAUGCAGAGCAUUAAUAUGCUGCAGGGCUUGAUCCCUUACAAGGAACAGGGUGGAGAAAUAACAGCGGAGUACCUGGAAAGAUUGUAUAUUUUCUCCUUGAUGUGGAGUGUUGGGGCACUGCUGGAAUUGGAAGACCGUUGCAAAAUGGAGCACUGGCUUCGGAAUCAUGAAACUAUAAAACUUGACCUCCCCAACAUCCCAGAAGGAAGUGAAGACACUAUGUUUGACUACUAUGUUACCAAUGAUGGCAAAUGGAUGCACUGGAAUACUUGCAUUGAUGAGUAUGUAUAUCCCACCAACAGCACGCCAGAGUAUGGCUCCAUCUUGGUGCCAAAUGUUGACAAUGUGAGAACGGACUUCCUUAUGCAUACUAUUGCAAAGCAAGGCAAGGCAGUGCUACUAAUUGGUGAACAAGGGACCGCUAAGACUGUCAUCAUCAAAGGCUACAUGUCAAAAUAUAAUCCUGAAAGCCACAUGGCCAAGAGUCUGAACUUUUCAUCGGCAACAACUCCUUUAAUGUUUCAGCGCACAAUUGAAAGUUAUGUGGACAAACGCAUGGGCACAACUUAUGGUCCUCCGGCAGGAAAGAAAAUGACAGUCUUCGUUGAUGAUGUGAAUAUGCCUGUAAUCAAUGAAUGGGGAGACCAGGUCACCAAUGAGAUAGUUAGGCAACUGAUGGAGCACAAUGGUUUUUAUAACCUGGAGAAGCCUGGAGAGUUCACCAACAUUGUGGACAUCCAGUUCUUGGCUGCUAUGAUUCAUCCGGGUGGCGGACGCAAUGACAUCCCUCAGAGACUGAAGAGGCAAUUCUCUGUUUUUAAUUGCACUCUGCCUUCUAAUUCGUCCAUCGACAAGAUCUUUGGUGUGAUUGGAGUAGGACAUUACUGCAGCCAGAGAGGCUUUAUGGAGGAGGUGAGAGCUACAGUCUCCAAGCUGGUGCCACUGACUCGCAAGCUGUGGCAAAUGACCAAGAUCAAGAUGCUGCCGACCCCUGCCAAAUUUCAUUAUGUGUUCAAUCUCCGAGACCUUUCCAGGAUUUGGCAAGGGAUGCUGAAUACCACCUCAGAAGUAAUCAAUGAAUCAAAUGUGCUCAUAAAACUGUGGAAGCAUGAAUGUAAGCGUGUUAUUGCCGACCGUUUCACAACUCCUGAGGAUGUCACUUGGUUUGAUCUGGCACUGGCAAAACUUGUUGAAGGGGAACUUGGCAGUGAUAAAAAGACCCUGGUGGAUCUCGGCACUGAUGCAUACUUUGUGGAUUUCUUAAGAGAUGCCCCUGAAGCUACAGGAGAGGAGCCGGAUGAAACAGAAGUUGACAUGCCUAAAAUAUAUGAACCCAUUGCCUCUUUUGAGCACCUGAAGGAACGUUUGAACAUAUUCUUACAAAUAUACAAUGAGAGUGUCCGUGGGACAGGAAUGGACUUGGUGUUUUUUGAAGAUGCAAUGAUUCAUUUAGUGAAGAUCUCUCGAGUCAUUCGCACUCCUCGUGGAAAUGCUCUGCUUGUCGGAGUUGGCGGGUCUGGAAAGCAGAGCUUGACUAAGCUGGCAUCGUUCAUAGCGGGCUACGCUAUGUUCCAGAUCACAUUAACAAGGUCUUAUAACACAUCCAACCUAAUGGAAGAUUUGAAGCAUCUGUAUAGGACUGCUGGACAGCAAGGGAAAGGCAUCAGCUUCAUCUUUACAGAUAAUGAGAUAAAAGACGAGGCUUUCUUGGAGUACAUGAACAAUGUCCUGUCUUCCGGAGAAGUUUCCAACUUGUUUGCCCGUGAUGAAAUAGAUGAAAUCACUGGUGAUCUCAUACCUGUUAUGAAGAGGGAGCACCCACGCCGGCCUCCGACCAAUGAGAACUUGUAUGAUUAUUUCAUGACUCGCGUGCGUCAGAACCUGCACGUAGUUCUUUGCUUUUCACCAGUGGGUGAAAAAUUCCGGAACCGAGCUCUGAAGUUCCCUGCGCUGAUUUCUGGUUGUACUAUAGACUGGUUCAGCCGCUGGCCGAAAGAUGCUCUGGUUGCAGUGUCUGAACAUUUCUUGUCCUCCUACGAAGUUGACUGCACCGACGAAAUCAAAAGUGAGAUGGUGCAGUGCAUGGGCUCCUUCCAGGAUGGAGUUGCUGAGAAGUGUGUUGACUACUUCCAGAGAUACCGUCGGUCUACACACGUGACCCCCAAAUCUUAUCUGUCUUUUAUUCAGGGGUAUAAAGCGAUAUACAAGGAGAAACAUGCUGAAGUGCAAACGUUGGCCAACAGGAUGAAUACUGGACUGGAGAAGCUGAAAGAGGCCUCUGAAUCUGUAGCUGCUCUGAGCAAAGAGCUGGAAGCCAAAGAAAAAGAGCUGCAGGUUGCCAAUGAAAAAGCUGAUAUGGUGUUAAAAGAAGUCACUGUAAAAGCACAGGCUGCUGAAAAGGUGAAGGCGGAAGUGCAGAAAGUGAAAGACAAAGCCCAGGCUAUUGUCGACGGCAUUUCGGCAGACAAGGCUACCGCUGAGGAAAAACUAGAGGCCGCCAAGCCUGCCUUAGAAGAGGCUGAGGCUGCUUUGCAGACUAUCAAGCCUGCAGACAUUGCCACUGUCCGUACUUUGGGUCGGCCACCUCAUCUUAUCAUGCGCAUCAUGGAUUGUGUGUUGCUGCUGUUCCAGAGGAGGGUAAACACUGUCAAAAUCGACCAGGAGAAAAACUGCACCUUUCCCUCCUGGCAGGAGUCCUUGAAGCUGAUGACAGCAGGGAACUUCUUACAGAACCUGCAGCAAUUUCCAAAAGAUACAAUAAACGAAGAAGUGGUGGAGCUCUUGAGCCCUUACUUUGAAAUGUCAGACUACAAUAUUGAGACAGCCAGGAGGGUUUGUGGAAACGUGGCUGGCAUUUGCUCGUGGACCAAAGCGAUGGCUGCUUUCUUUGCGAUCAACAAGGAAGUCCUGCCUUUAAAGGCUAACCUGGCAGUACAAGAGAACCGUCUGGCCACCGCCAUGUUGGAUCUCACAAAAGCUCAAGCCGAGUUGGACGCCAAACAAACUGAGCUAGAUAUUGUGCAGGCUGAGUAUGAGAAGGCGAUGAGAGAGAAACAGACAUUGCUCGAGGAUGCAGACCGCUGCAGGCACAAAAUGCAGACGGCCUCUAGUCUUAUUAGCGGGCUGGCCGGAGAGAAGGAGAGAUGGACUGAUCAAAGUAAAGAAUUUGCUGCGCAAACAAAGAGGCUUGUGGGGGAUGUGCUGCUUGCCACAGCCUUUCUGUCCUAUUCCGGUCCUUUUAACCAAGAGUUCCGAAAUCUGUUGUUAACCGGUUGGCAAAAAGAAAUGAAAACCAGGAAAAUCCCAUUUGGAAACAAUCUGAAUCUCACAGAGAUGCUGAUAGAUGCUCCCACGGUCAGUGAAUGGAACCUUCAAGGGCUGCCAAAUGACGACCUGUCGAUACAAAAUGGCAUAAUUGUCACAAAAGCAGCUCGUUAUCCUUUGCUGAUUGACCCGCAGACCCAAGGCAAGAUCUGGAUUAAAAACAAGGAAACCAGGAAUGAACUUCAGAUCACCUCUCUGAAUCACAAGUAUUUUAGAAACCACUUGGAGGACAGCCUGUCUCUUGGAAGGCCGCUGUUAAUUGAAGAUGUUGGCGAAGAACUGGAUCCAGCUUUGGACAAUGUACUGGAAAGAAACUUCAUCAAAACAGGCUCUACAUACAAGGUAAAAGUUGGGGAUAAAGAAAUGGAUGUAAUGAACGGCUUCAGACUUUAUAUUACCACCAAGCUUCCGAAUCCAGCCUAUACCCCCGAGAUUAGUGCUCGUACCUCCAUUAUCGAUUUUACUGUCACUAUGAAGGGUCUAGAAGACCAGCUUCUAGGGAGAGUCAUACUAACAGAAAAACAGGAGCUGGAGAAAGAGAGAACGGAUCUGAUGGAAGAUGUGACUGCUAACAAAAGAAAGAUGAAAGAACUGGAAGAUAACUUGCUGUACCGGCUGACAAGCACACAAGGCUCUCUGGUGGAAGAUGAGAGCCUCAUCAUUGUACUUAGCAACACAAAGAAGACGGCAGAGGAGGUGACACAGAAAUUGCAAAUUUCUGCAGAGACUGAAGUACAGAUUAAUUCAGCCCGAGAGGAAUACAGACCUGUUGCAACAAGAGGCAGCAUUCUCUAUUUCCUGAUAACCGAGAUGAGUAUGGUUAAUGUCAUGUAUCAGACUUCACUCCGACAGUUCUUGGGCCUGUUUGACCUUUCCCUUGCUAGGUCUGUCAAGAGCCCCAUUACGAGCAAGAGAAUAGCAAAUAUCAUUGAGCAUAUGACCUAUGAAGUAUAUAAGUACGCUGCACGAGGGCUUUACGAGGAGCACAAGUUCCUGUUCACAUUGCUCCUCACCUUGAAGAUUGACUUACAGCGGGGAAAAGUGAAGCACGAGGAGUUCUUGACCCUGAUUAAAGGUGGUGCUUCUUUGGAUCUGAAAGCUUGUCCACCUAAACCGGCUAAAUGGAUCCUGGAUAUGACUUGGCUGAACUUGGUGGAGCUCAGUAAACUGAGACAAUUUUCAGACGUUCUUGACCAAAUCUCACGAACAGAAAAACAGUGGAAAAUCUGGUUUGAUAAGGAGAAACCAGAAGAAGAACUUGUUCCCAGUGGCUAUGACCAAGCUUUGGACUGCUUCAGACGCCUCCUCCUCAUAAGGUCUUGGUGUCCUGAUAGGACGAUAGCUCAGGCUAGGAAGUACAUUAUGGAUACCAUGGGGGAGAAAUAUGCAGAAGGGAUCAUCUUAGAUUUGGAGAAGACUUGGGAAGAAUCCGAUCCUCGCACUCCUCUCAUCUGCUUCCUUUCCAUGGGCUCCGAUCCCACCGAUUUCAUCAUUGCUCUGGGGAAAAGGCUGAAGAUUGAGACACGCUAUGUGUCCAUGGGCCAAGGGCAGGAGGUUCAUGCCCGCAAACUUCUGCAGCAAACUAUGGCGCACGGUGGAUGGGCACUUUUGCAGAAUUGUCACCUGGGUCUUGACUUUAUGGAUGAGUUGAUGGACACGAUUGUUGAAACAGAAAAUGUUCAUGAGGCCUUCCGUCUGUGGAUGACUACGGAGGUCCACAAGCAUUUCCCCAUCACCCUUCUACAGAUGUCUAUAAAAUUCACCAAUGAGCCUCCCCAAGGACUCAAAGCUGGUCUGAAGAGAACCUAUGGAGGUGUGAGCCAGGAUCUGUUGGAUAUCAGCAACAUGGUUCAGUGGAAACCGAUGCUGUAUGCUGUAGCCUUCCUACACUCCACGGUCCAGGAAAGGAGGAAAUUUGGACCUCUGGGAUGGAACAUUCCUUACGAGUUCAACCAAGCUGAUUUCAAUGCCACAGUACAGUUUGUUCAGAACCAUUUGGAUGACAUGGACAUCAAAAAGGGUGUGUCUUGGAAUACUGUUCGUUACAUGAUAGGGGAGAUUCAGUAUGGUGGCAGAGUUACGGAUGACUACGACAAAAGGCUGCUCAACACGUUUGCUAAAGUGUGGUUCAGCGAAAACAUGUUUGGCCAAGACUUCUCCUUCUACAAAGGUUACAGCAUACCCAAGUGUGCUGCACUGGACCAGUAUCUUCAGUAUAUACAGGGUUUGCCUGCUUACGAUACGCCAGAAGUCUUUGGGCUGCAUCCCAAUGCUGACAUCACUUACCAGAGCAAACUUGCAAAAGAUGUGUUGGACACCAUCCUCAGCAUCCAACCCAAAGACAGCUCCAGUGGAGGAGGUGAGACCAGAGAGGCUGUGGUUGCUCGGUUGGCUGAUGACAUGGUGGAGAAACUUCCUCCUGACUACAUUCCAUUUGAGGUAAAGGAAAGGCUGCAGCAAAUGGGCCCAUUCCAGCCUAUGAACAUCUUCCUGCGACAGGAGAUCGAUAGAAUGCAGAGGAUUAUUGCUCUGGUGCGGAAUACUCUGACAGACCUCAAACUUGCCAUUGAUGGGACCAUCAUCAUGAGCGAGAACCUCAGAGAUGCUUUGGAUUGCAUGUACGAUGCAAGGAUUCCUGAACGCUGGAGGAAGGCAUCUUGGGCUUCCAGCACUCUUGGAUUUUGGUUUACUGAGCUUCUUGAAAGGAAUCGGCAGUUUCACUGUUGGAUUUUUGAAGGGCGACCGAACUGCUUUUGGAUGACAGGGUUUUUCAACCCGCAAGGAUUUUUAACUGCAAUGAGACAGGAAAUUACCCGAGCGAACAAGGGAUGGGCACUUGACAGCGUAGUUCUGUGCAAUGAGGUCACCAAGUGGAUGAAGGAUGACAUCACAGCCCCUCCCUCUGAGGGCGUCUAUGUCUAUGGCCUCUAUCUAGAAGGAGCAGGAUGGGACAAAAGGAACAUGAAACUAAUAGAAUCAAAGCCCAAGGUGCUCUUCGAACUGAUGCCCGUGAUAAGGAUAUAUGCAGAAAACAACACCACGAGAGAUCCACGCCUGUACUCCUGCCCAAUCUACAAAAAACCAGUUCGGACAGAUCUGAAUUAUAUCGCCGCAGUGGACCUCCGGACCACCCAACCUCCUGAGCACUGGAUAUUGCGUGGAGUUGCCCUUCUGUGUGAUGUCAAGUAAUGUUAAGAGAACACCUGCAUGUUCUUAAAGUGUUGCCCCCCCCCCAGGUUUUUAGAACAGCCUUUUUUCUUCACGUUCUUCAUUUGAACAUCCACAUCACAAGGAAAUAGCUAGGUGACUGGUCACAGGGUUGCUUGUUGCCUUUUAAAAAUCGAUUAUAUCAAGAGUAUCGCUCUAUUCUUCUACUUUGACUUUCUUUCAAAGGUUAAUGGGCUUUAUCAAAUUUCCCAGAACUAGAAAGCUCACUGAAUACAUGUUCUCAUUCAUCUCUAAGGGACUUUUUUUUUGUCACUGAAGUGUGCUUGUAAACAUCAAGUUAAGUGACUAAGUAUAUACAGAGAGCAAGCUAUCUGUCACUGUGACCCUCUAGUGUGAUAAAUUAAUGGCAAUUUCUAUAGAG
This is a messenger RNA of Lacerta agilis (Sand lizard), 14345 nucleotides long. RefSeq names its product dynein axonemal heavy chain 5 (gene DNAH5). The record is from RefSeq and is a predicted model, not a curated record. NCBI's taxonomy places the organism in Eukaryota, Metazoa, Chordata, Lepidosauria, Squamata, Lacertidae. Bases 89 to 13945 code for a protein of 4618 amino acids. Gene Ontology annotation, molecular function: ATP hydrolysis activity; minus-end-directed microtubule motor activity; dynein intermediate chain binding. Gene Ontology annotation, biological process: microtubule-based movement. Gene Ontology annotation, cellular component: dynein complex. The transcript is spliced from 79 exons.